AUGGAUAAAUCUCGUACCGUUCCGAAGCGCAUUCGCAAGAAACCGACCGGAAUACUGAAGCUGGACAGUGUGCGUCGGCGGGAAUCAUCCGGCAGUUCGCUGCUGCAACUCGGCACGGAUGAGCUAUCACCACCGUCAUCGUCCGUUUCACCGCAACUGUCCGUCACGUGGGCAUUCCCGCCCGUUGGCCACUCACCGGAUGAGGAACCUUCCGAGAGCCCGCCCGUGUGCAAUCUAACCGUGCAACAUCAACCGAAACCCAUUACCGUACCGCCUACGCGCGAUGCCACCGGAAACAGGCCGCCAGGAAGCGCGUUAACAUCGCAACCGCCAGCGAAAGCGCCCUCUUCCGGUCGGUUCGGGAACGGCAUGAAAUCACCGGACGCCAAAGCGGGUGCUGCCUUUUUUGCGGGCGACCCAACAACACCUGGUGCUCGAUGCGAUUCGGACGAUGAUGAUGAGGACUACUCGGCCAGUAUUAACGCGAUCAUCCAGCGGAAAGCAAGUGUUAAGAAAAAGCGCGGCGGUUACAAAGGAGCCCACCACAGGCGCACGUCGAGUCCUGGCGGGCAGAUGAUGGGUUUGGGUACCGAGCCCUGUGAAGGACGGCGCCGUUCGAGUGUCUACACGACCAGUUCCGGCGAGACCGGAAUCACGCUGCCAGGGGAUGAUCUGUCGAUGGGACGCGAUGAAUCGGCCGGACGGCAGGAUAAGCUGUUCGAUACGAUCCGGCUGCAUAAGGAGGUGUUGCAGACGGUCAAGCUGCAGCCGAUCAGCAUGAAGCGAAAGCUGCGGCUUGUGCAACAGGCGAAAAGCUACAUCACGAGGCACGAGGGAGCUCUGCAGGAGCAUUUUACAUCACGCACGGCACGUAGCUUGCUGGCGCAGUUUAACAUUUUUCUCACCACGAAAUGGCAGCAGCUGCUGCGGGAGCUCGCCAACUUGGCCACGUACCUAAUACCGUGGGAGUCCCGCAUCAAGGAGAUCGAAUCGCACUUUGGUUCCGUCGUCGCGUCCUAUUUCACGUUCCUGCGCUGGCUGUUUUGGGUGAACAUCGUCAUCUCGGUGCUGCUGGUCGUGUUCAUUAUGGUACCGGAGGAGAUUUACGUCGAUCGGGAGAAGGCAAAGUGCGACAUCCGGAAGACGAUGUCGAAGCAGGAGCUGAUGCUGACGCGAAACUUUAGCACGAUUUGGGAGUUCGAGGGUUACCUCAAGUAUUCGCCGUUGUUUUACGGGUACUACUCCACGUUUUCGGGUGCAAUAGCGUGGGGUUACAACCUUCCAUUGGCGUACUUUUUUACCGGGUUGGUGGUGUACAUUUACAGUUUCGUUGCGACGUUAAAGAAAAUGGCCGAAAACUCGCGAAUGUCGAAGCUAUCCUCGAAGGAUGACGAGUACGUCUUCUCGUGGAAGCUGUUCACCGGAUGGGACUACAUGAUUGGCCACAUGGAAACGGCACAGAAUCGAAUGGCGUCGAUCAUACUAGGCUUCAAAGAGGCGCUGCUCGAGGAAGCGGAAAAGAAAAAGGACACACGAAACUGGAAAAUCAUUCUCCUCAGGAUACUGGUGAACUUUCUCAUCCUGGGUUUGCUCGUCAUCUCCGCCUACGAAGUCAUACUGGUCGUGAAACGCUCGAUGGACAUCAAGGAGUCCGAUUCGUGGUGGAGACGCAACGAAAUCACCGUCGUCAUGUCUCUGAUCUCGUUCUUCUUUCCCAUGAUCUUCGAAGCCCUCGGCAUCAUCGAGUACUACCAUCCGCGGAAGCAGCUGCGCAUCCAGCUAGCCCGGAUUAUGGUGCUUAACAUGCUGAACCUUUACUCGCUCAUCUUCGCGCUGUUCGAUAAAAUCGCACACAUGACGGGAGAGCUGCGCCGAAUGAAACCCACCAACUUUACGUCCUCGGCGGGACAAUGUUUCCUUCCGGAGGCGGGCACAAAAUGGGACGUCUCUGGUGGAGGAGGUGUUGAAAGUUUGUCUUCGGAUCGUUCGUUUCUUUUGGAGAUGUUGGCAAAUUUUACCCGCGCUGGUGCGGGUUCAGAAACGCUGCUAGCUAAUGGGAGCAGUUGCUUUCGAAUGCCAAUCAACUGCACGAACGCUACGGGGUCUGUUACGUUGUUGACUACGCUGCUGUUGACGAACCUUUCGACAACGAUCGUACCAGAGCGAGAUAAUCCAACGACCGGUUUGAGCUCGAACGAUUAUGCGAUGUCGACUUGGACUAGCCCGACCACAAUUCGAGAGUACCGUUCGCCCUACGAUGGAUACGAGUAUAACGAAGAGGAUAUGGAUUAUUAUUUGGAGUAUAGAGCACGGUUGUUGCCCAACGACAAGCUAGAAGGAGUGCCGAUUAAUAAACGGGAAGCUGUGUUCGAUUCCGUCGUCCUCAACAACACUGCCGAUGAUGAUAACGUAUCUUCGAGUGUUCUUGAAACAACGCAAAGUUCCACCGAGUUGCCAGCUGUUAGUACGGAAUUUCAAACCAUGACGUAUACUGAGCUGCACAAGUACAUCACGGGAAGGUAUGAUGAUUUUCUCGCCUCUUAUUACUAUUCAUCCGAGUCGGACGAAGACGACGACAAUGAGGAGGAAGAGUACAAAGCGAAUCAGUUUCUAACGUCCGAGGAAGCACGGGGAAAUGUGCCAGCUGGAUCUACGGAACGUCAAGAACCUACUGCAGAAGGAUCAACAACAAGUGAGCUGUCAAGCACGUUGGUUAGCGAAGAAGUCACCACGGAAGAGUCACCAACAACGGCAGAAGAACCGUCGACGUGGAUGUCACAGGCAGAAGAAAUGUCUACGACACAUCAAUACGAUCAACGUCUCACGACACCAGUUUAUGACGAUGAUCCAACGACAAUUACUGACGUGAUCGAAGAGAACCUCUCUGAGAUGACUACAGAGACUCCGGAAGUUUGGACGGAAUCGACACAAACCGAUAGCAACGUUGAAGCAGCAGAGGAAACUUCAACAACUGCCACUUCAAACGUUUGCUAUCAUUGGGUUUGUUUGCCAGGGUCUUUGCAAGGAGCGGAUGGGCAGGAAAGCAAGUACCGGAAUGCUGACAUCCGUUCGCUGUGCUGGGAGACGAUGUUUGGCCAGGAACUAGCGAAGUUGACCGUUAUGGACUUGAUUGUGACGAUUGUGUCGACACUAAUUUUGGACUUCCUGCGAGCUCUUUUUGUGCGUUAUAUGAACAAUUGCUGGUGUUGGGAUUUGGAGAAGAAAUUCCCUAAGUACGGUGAUUUUAAAAUAGCCGAAAACAUCCUACACCUGGUCAACAACCAGGGCAUGGUGUGGAUGGGCAUGUUCUUCUCACCCGGCCUGGCCGUGCUCAACAUCGCGAAGCUGGUAAUCAUACUCUACCUGCGCUCCUGGACCGUGCUAACCUGCAACGUCCCACAUGAAGUCGUCUUUCGUGCCUCACGCUCCAACAACUUCUACUUUGCGUUACUCCUCACCAUGCUGUUCCUGUGUGUCCUCCCUGUCAGCUACGCCAUCGUGUUCCUUGAGCCAUCCUGGCAUUGUGGACCCUUCUCAAACUCCAACCGUAUCUAUCAUCUUCUCACGAACGCCACCGAGCGCAUCAUACCGGAGAUAAUCACCAAGUACAUCGUGUCACCGGCUGCCAUUAUCCCGCUGCUCGUGCUGCUCAUCCUGAUCAUCUACUACCUAAUUUCCCUCACCGGUUCGUUGCGCGAAGCGAACCAAGAUCUUAAGCUGCAACUGCGCAAAGAACGCACCGAAGAGCGGCGAAAAAUGUUCAAAAUUGCCUCCAGCACCCAGCAGCAAACUCCGGGCACGGGAAUCUCCGGUAUCAACGGGUUGUCCAGCUCGUGGCACAAAGUGCUUGACUCCACGCAGCUUCGACUGCAGUCUACCACGGAUAAUGCGACGGACUCAGAGAACUCGAGCUCCAAGCGCAAGGAGUUGCUGCAGCGCAUGAUGAAAAAGGCACUGCAGAAGGAACACGCCAGCUCGGCGGAUGUAGAACCUGUUGCUGGUGCUCAGAAGUUAUCCACGGAGCCCUCAUUUCCAGUAUCGCCACCGGUGAUUGGCACGAUAAAUGAAAAGCAACGUCCAGCUGUACACACCAAACCAGCCAAACUGAACGAGCACACCGAAGCCGACGUGUUUCGUUUCGAUCGGGAAUCUGUCGAGCAAAUGCACCGUCACGAUGCGGACAGGGAAACCGCAAGCAAGGAGGCUGGAAAUGAAGGCGACGAGGGUCGGAAAAAAUUCGAACGCGUACGCCCUUCCACGGCGGAACGAUUCCGCAUGGCGGCCAAGGCGGAACGGCGCAGGAUGCAAGGCAAAAUGACUGAGAAAAUGGCUGACAAGACGGCGGACUGGAUCGAGAAGAUUCCCGUCAUUACGAUCAGCAAAACUUCAAGUGACGAGUGCAUCAUCGAAUCGGACCUCGACGAUCCAAACGAUCGUCCAUCCGGUUCCGGCGCAGUACAAGCAAACGUGUCAGGAUCGAAUGUUCUCCAGACGGAUGGUUCGCUGUAG
This is a messenger RNA of Anopheles nili, 4509 nucleotides long. Its product is annotated as transmembrane channel-like protein. The transcript has 9 exons. The record is from RefSeq and is a predicted model, not a curated record. Bases 1 to 4509 code for a protein of 1502 amino acids. Gene Ontology annotation, cellular component: plasma membrane. Gene Ontology annotation, molecular function: mechanosensitive monoatomic ion channel activity. NCBI's taxonomy places the organism in Eukaryota, Metazoa, Arthropoda, Insecta, Diptera, Culicidae.